This is a messenger RNA of Branchiostoma belcheri (Belcher's lancelet), 888 nucleotides long. Its product is annotated as failed axon connections homolog. The record is from RefSeq and is a predicted model, not a curated record. The transcript has 4 exons. Gene Ontology annotation, cellular component: cytoplasm. Bases 5 to 727 code for a protein of 240 amino acids. Lineage: Eukaryota; Metazoa; Chordata; Leptocardii; Amphioxiformes; Branchiostomatidae.
GCCGAUGGUGUAUGUGCACCAGACCGGAUACAGCAAGCCUGGACUGGUGCCCAGUCUGACUCCAUUUGGUAUAAAGCUCAUGACCUACCUGCGCAUGGUCAACAUCCCCUAUCAGUACAGCGAAACCCUCAAACUUGGGCCAAAGGGGAAGAUACCCUGGAUCACCUAUAAGGGACAAGCCAUGGGGGACUCAAGCCUUAUCAUGGAGUUCCUAAAUGAAGAAUUUGGAGUUGACCUGGAUGCAUCCCUAUCAGAAAAGGAACGUGCCAUCAGCCGAGCAUUCGUUAAAAUGCUAGAGGAAAACACUUACUGGGGUAUUGGCUAUGACCGCUGGCUGGAAAACUACUUCCACCUGGGGCAGCUGUUUGACGUUCCCUCGGCUGUCCAGCUGUUUAUUUUCCCCACAGCUUCGCGGAAGGUCCGACAGAUGCUGCAUGCUCAGGGUCUGGGCAGGCACUCCACUCAGGAGAUCCACGACAUCAUUCAGAAAGACGUCUGGGCUGCUUCUGAGUUUUUAGGUACCAAGCGAUAUUUCAUGGGAGAGGAGCCAACUGCUGCAGACCCAACUGUUUUUGGACUGUUUGCAGAAUUCCUUUGGACCACACCCAAACACUCCCACCUCUACAAGCUAACCAAUGAACAAUAUCCUAACAUCAAGGACUACUGUUUCCGUAUGAAGGAACAGUAUUGGCCAGACUGGGACGAAAUUGUUGGUACAAAAAGAUGACGUGAUGCAUAUAGUUUUACGAAAUUGCCUUUGCUUGGAAUCAGUGUUGAGUGUUUAAACUUAGCAGAAUGUUGCUAUUUGAAAGACUAGUGUAUUACAUCAUUGAUUUCAAUUGAGUUACUCUAUGCAAGACCAAGAUAUGACAUUUUGUCCAGUCUUUC